UGUCCGGUUGCUUGUUCUGCACUUGUUGCCGCUUGAUGUUCUUGCCCAGAUGAAUGGUUCGCUGGAAGACAUGGUGAAUGGUACCCUGUUGAUGGGGCCAGCAGCAUCCACAGAGGGUGCCACACCUCCUCUCAUGUCCUCCGACUUUCCGAAUGAGACGGACAUGAAAAACGUGACUGUGGUCCGCGCUGGAAACAGAACUAUCAUUGGAGACGAGAUCUUUUUGAACACGAUAGCUGCGCAGGCCCUAUCGGGAAUCUUUGUUUGGUCAGCGCUGCUCAUCACCUGCCACCAGAUUUACAUGCACCUGCGGUCAUACACCAUCCCAAACGAGCAGCGCUACAUCAUCCGGAUUCUCUUCAUCGUCCCCAUCUACGCCUUCGACUCCUGGCUCAGCCUGCUCUUCAUCAGCAACGACCAGUACUACGUUUACUUUGAUUCCAUACGGGAUUGCUAUGAAGCAUUUGUCAUUUACAACUUCCUGAGCCUGUCCUUUGAGUACCUGGGGGGAGAGAGUGCCAUAAUGUCUGAAAUCCGGGGCAAGCCCAUCCAAUCCAGCUGCCUGUAUGGAACCUGCUGUUUGGCUGGAUGCAGCUACUCCAUUGGCUUUCUACGAUUCUGUAAACAGGCAACUCUGCAGUUCUGCGUUGUAAAGCCCAUCAUGGCUGUCAUCACCAUCUUGCUACAGGCCUUUGGAAAAUAUCACGAUGGAGACUUUAAUGUGACGGGUGGAUACCUCUACAUCACCAUCAUUUACAACAUCUCCGUCAGCCUGGCCCUGUACGCGCUCUUCCUCUUCUACUUCGCCACCAGUGACCUGCUGAGGCCGUAUGAACCCGUGCUCAAAUUCCUCACCAUCAAAUCCGUCAUCUUCCUCUCCUUCUGGCAAGGCAUGGUGCUGGCCAUCCUUGAGCGCUGCGGCGUCAUCCCAGAGGCAUUGGUCAUCGACGGACACGAGGUGGGGGCCGGCACCGUCGCCGCAGGCUGGCAGAACUUCAUCACCUGUAUCGAGAUGUUUUUCGCCGCCAUCGCACUCCGCUACGCCUUCACCUGCACGGUGUACCAGGAGAAGGAGGCCGAAACACCAGCCAGCAACGCCCCCAUGCAGAGCAUCUCCAGUGGCCUGAAGGAGACCAUAAAUCCGGGGGACAUGGUUCAGGACGCCAUCCACAACUUCUCCCCGGCCUACCAGCAGUACACACAGCAGUCCACCCAAGAGGUGGUUCCGCCGAGCCACAACGGCACGCCCGGGUCCACCCUCAGCACGAAGAAGAACGACAAGAUAAUGCUGAUCACCUCGGACGACGAGUUCUAGGGCCCGUUGGGGCAGUUCGUCACAUCAGCCAAACAAAAGCCAAUGUCUGCCCCCAAGGGUUACCUCUCAUCUCUGCAUAUAUGAUUGGAUUUUACCUGCAUCGAUCAUUCAAUCUGUGGCCUCUGAUUUGUCUGAUGUCUGAUUUGACCACAGUAUGCUUUGGCCUUCACUUUGUCACACAUUCCGUUCUCUUUAAGUUCAGUGAUUGCUGAACAUGUUGUGCAAGAAUUCAAAAAGAGAGUACGCUGACAUAAAUUAAGUUCUCAAAAUUAAGGGCAAAGCAUAUUGUCAUUAGGCUGACCAAAGUUAACCAUUUGCAAUUAAAAUGUAGUGGUGGAUUAGCACCAAAGCUGGAUAACAAUGGCAGAGACAAAUAACCUCCAAAUAAUCAAAUAAUGCCAUCCAAUGCAUCUAAAGGGGGUUAAUGAGGACUGAUUUUAUGCGGUAAAAUACAAUAUGCAGACCGUAUUGAGUCAUGUCUGAAGUUCAGGUAGAUAAACGCACCAACCACAAAAGUAUAUACUCUUGUCUUCAUUCAUAUAUUGGAAGAGGGUCUCAGUAAUGUUGGAAAUGAAGGACGAGAAAGCUCUGACUAAUAAUAGCCUUUGCAUGUUAGAAUAUUGAUAUACGGCAGCCUGCUGUGGACCUCCUGACGAACAGGAUGAGCUCUGUGAGGAUGAACAAGAUGAAGGCUGACAAGCUGCCUACAAGAAGGCGUUUGAUGCUGGUUUUUUUGCUUCAAAAUGUUGACUGUUCUGCACUGGUGUCCCUCUGUGUCCCUUGAUGACUUUGCGAGAUUAAUGUGUUGCAUAAAGGAUUGCAAUAUCUUUGUGAAUAUCCUCUUUAAGCAUUGAAAUUAUUCAUGACACUGCAAUACCAAACACGGGUGGAGAGGACAAGCUCCGUCUAUCAGCCUGUUUUAAUGACUAAACACUUUUAAAAACUAUGCACGCAAAUCUUUGUUUUAGUACCUUCCCUACUCAUGAUUGCACAGAAAAAUACUUUGGAGACUUCUCACCUUUCAUAAAGAAUGAGGCACCUGUCAUCUAAUAUAAUCAUGACUGUUUGAUACACGCCAUUUAUUUUAUUGCUAUGU
Megalops cyprinoides (Indo-Pacific tarpon) is the source of this 2411-nucleotide messenger RNA. RefSeq names its product transmembrane protein 184a (gene tmem184a). Gene Ontology annotation, molecular function: transporter activity. The transcript is spliced from 9 exons. Lineage: Eukaryota; Metazoa; Chordata; Actinopteri; Elopiformes; Megalopidae. The record is from RefSeq and is a predicted model, not a curated record. Gene Ontology annotation, cellular component: early endosome membrane. Bases 50 to 1315 code for a protein of 421 amino acids. Gene Ontology annotation, biological process: transport.